Molecule: messenger RNA, 789 nt
Organism: Vigna radiata var. radiata (mung bean)
Lineage: Eukaryota; Viridiplantae; Streptophyta; Magnoliopsida; Fabales; Fabaceae
Exons: 1
Coding region: 1-789 (262 amino acids)
Source: RefSeq, a predicted model, not a curated record
AUGGGAGAUUUAAACAAUUAUGUACAACCAUUAAUUUCCAUAUUUGAUGACCAUUAUGAUCAUUGGAUAAAGUUGAUGGAAAAUUUUCUUCAGUUCAAGGAGGUUUGGUAUUUGGUGGACCACGGUGUUAUGGAUGUUUCUACCGAGAUCAAUGCAAUAGAAACUAAAACUAAAUUAAUGAAGGAGCAAAAGUUGAAGGACUUGAAGAUAAAGAAUUAUCUAUAUCAAGCAAUUGAUAGAGAAAUUCUGAACAUUAUUAUGAAUGAUGAGACAUCCAAAGAUAUAUGGGAUUUAAUGAAGCAAAAAUUUCAAGGAUCAGCCCGGGUAAAACAUGCACAAUUGCAAGCUCUGCGCAAGGAUUUUGAGCUCCUACAAAUGAAGGAUGGAGAAUCUGUGAAUUCAUACUUUGCCCGAACUUUGAAGAUUACUAAGAGCAUGAAAGCAUGCAGUGAAAAUAUGCAAGAAAAUGUUAUUACUGCAAAAAUUCUAUGGUUAAUGACAAUGAAAUUCAAUUAUGUAGUAUGUUCUAUUGAAAAAUCCACCAACAUGGAAGCCAUGACAAUUGAUGAACUUCAAAGUAGUCUCCUCGUUCAUGAACAACGAAUGAUGUUGGUUGUAGAUGAAAAGCAGGUGAUGCAGGCUGUGACAUAUGAGAAAAGUGAGAGAGAUAGAGGAAGAGGUAGAGGUUCCUUCCGAGGAAGAGGUAGAGGAAGAAAAUCAUUCAACAAAGCAGAAGUUGAAUGCUUCACAUGUCAUAAACUAGGAUACUUUCAAUAUGAAUAUCCUUAG